This is a messenger RNA of Marchantia polymorpha subsp. ruderalis, 3314 nucleotides long. The record is from the annotation of a GenBank genome assembly. Lineage: Eukaryota; Viridiplantae; Streptophyta; Marchantiopsida; Marchantiales; Marchantiaceae.
UUCUGAGUCUUUCUGCUUCCUUCCUUCCUCCUUUCCGCCAAACGAAGGAUAGGCACGAAGAGGCCUAAGGGAAAGGAAGAGAGGAGAGGUAGAAUGGACAGAGUGAGAGGCAGUGUUGGUCAUGGAACAGAAGAAGAGGAGGUGGACGAGAGUCGGAUUACAGGGAGCAGCUUGAAUCGAUAACAGUCGUCUGUUAGAUGUCACGAGAGGACUGAGUGUUUGCUUUGCUGGAUAGAGGAAGAAAACGUCGAAGAAAAUCGGAGGGGUAGGGAUUCGGGGGGCUAGAGGGUCGGAGGACUUUGAGCGCAAAGAAGGAGAAGACGAGAGAAGAGAGAAAGGGGAGCGGAAGAGUUAAUUGAUAAGGAUGGACGUCAUACCCACUGGUUGCAUUGAUGUCAAUGUAUGAGGAAGAGAAGGAUGAGUAGGUCGAAGGAGGCGAACAGUGCGGCGAAGGAAUUAGAUAGGCAAUUGAAGUCUCGUUUGAAUUGUUCUUCUGGUGGUGAAACGAUUGUCCUAGAUCACUCGUAUUUUACAAACUAGUACAAUUGGUUGAUUGAGAUUGUCUAGACCGAAAACGAAGGAAGUCACAGCUAGGAAUUACCUAAGAGGGCAGUGGUUAGAAGCAUACAUAUUGAAGUUCUCUUGAUCAAUUAUACGAUCAGGUCAGUAGUAGGGAUCGAGAAGGUUGAAUCUAACCCAGAUAAAGACUCAGUACAAGUAGACAAGCAUCACAGAGGGCGGAGACAGGUGCUUUAAGAUGGUGAGGUUCGGGAGGUAUGCGGCAGCCAGUGCUGUAGGGGCCUCCGCAGUGGUGUUUCAUGCGUUCAAAAGUAGAGAACAGUUCUAUCCGGCCAUGUUGUAUCUGGCAACAUCGAAAAUAAGUCUGGUGCUGUUACUUAACAUGGCACUUGUAGUAAUCUGUGCCAUUUGGCAGUUGAUCAAGGGAUUGUUCCUCGGACCAUUAAGGGAGGUCGAGGUUGAGCGCCUCAAUGAGCAAUUAUGGAGGGAGGUGAUGGAGAUUUUAUUUGCAAUGACCGUGUUUCGAGAUGAGUUCAACGUAUCAUUUGUGACCACAAUCAUUGUUCUGCUCUUUAUCAAGGCCUUUCAUUGGCUUGCACAAACUAGGGUCGAGUAUAUUGAGACAACACCUUCUGUUUCACGGCUCUCCCAUGUACGCAUCAUCAGUUUCAUGGCGCUUCUGCUCAUUUUGGACUGCGUUCUGUUCAACCACUCGUUCUCUGACCUGCUUAGAACCAGACGAGCAUCGGUCUCUUUAUUUUUUGCCUUUGAGUAUGUCAUAUUAGCCACUGCCACCAUCGCUACAUUUGUAAAGUAUUCACUCUAUCUCGGCGACUUAUUCAUGGAAGGUCAAUGGGACAAUAAGGCUGUUUAUGUUUUCUACCUCGAGCUUGUGCGAGACCUGCUACAUCUUUCUCUUUACCUCUUCUUCUUCCUGGUGAUCUUCAUACACUAUGGACUCCCGCUACAUUUGGUACGUGAACUUUACGAGACUUUUCGAAAUUUCAAGACGAGGGUUGCCGAUUUUAUACGUUACAGGAAUAUAACUUCGAACAUGAAUGAUCGCUUUCCUGAUGCUACUCCAGAAGAGCUUGGCAGGAGUGAUGCUACCUGUAUCAUCUGUCGAGAAGAAAUGUCUACAGCAAAGAAACUCCCUUGUGGCCAUCUUUUCCACAUACAUUGUCUUCGGUCCUGGUUAGAGCGACAGCAGACAUGCCCAACAUGUCGAUCUUCUGUUUUAGCUGCGGAAGCGGGAAUGGGAGCAGCAAAUCCUGCUGCUCCUCAUCAGCUCCUGCAAAUCGAAGGCCGAUCGUUUCAAGGACAAGGUACAGGCCCUCAGGGAGAGGUGAACAGUGGACAGGCUCAAGGACAAGCAUCCGGCAAUUCUAGUGUACUUCAGGAAAGACUCUACAAUGCAGCUGUUUCUGCUGCCGCGCAGUACCAAUCUUCAUUUGUGUAUCCAACAAUGAGAGCUGAUAAUACCAAUUGGUACCCAGCAUAUGUUGCAUUUGUUCCACAAGCAUAUGUGGCUGCUAUGACUGGAGCUAGCUCAACUGUACAAAGGUCAGGUGGUAUAGAGUCGGGAGGGCCUGUUGGAACUACGGGAGCUGCAGCUGGCUCAUUGUCCGGUGGGACUCCAUCACAGGUCUCACAUAGGUGGAAUCAGAUGAGAAAUGGAGCAUCAUCGUCAACAGCUGAAAGUGCUGCUGCAUCUUGGCAAUAUUGGCCUGCAUAUGGGUACAUGCCUCCAACUGGACGAGCAGUGAAUACCACUGAUUUACCAGGUUCAAGUCAAGGAGCUCAGGUUCCAGGUAUCAGGGAGUCCAGUGGUCAUGGAAUGAAGGCGAAUAAUGUAAGAUCCUUACCAUCAGUGGUGAAUUCACCAACAGGACUACGGCUGCAGGAGGCUCAGUUGAAACAGUGGAAAGAGCAUUUUGAGAAACAACUCGAGUUGAAUAAAGAGUUGCAAAAUGAACUCAGCUCCAUCCGACAAGAAACGACGACAAGCUCUUCGGUUGGAAAUUUUCGAGGGAAGUCCGUAGAGGACAUUUAGCUUGGGCUUAUGAUAGUGGUGGGAAACUAGUGAAACUGCCCACUAGACUGAGCUUUGCUUCAAGGUUGUCAUUUGCCCAGCCCUGCACUAUGUCCAGUGGCUCGGGUCAAAAGAGAUGGGUUGAACAGCGCUGCGUGAGAUGCUUUUUUGAAAACUGACAUCGGAUAACAUUUAGAUCCCAACACAAGACAAGAGAGCGUGGUGACAUUCUGAGGUUGGUGGAAGCUGGUGAGGUAGAUAUGUCAAGAUGUCUUGUCAUACAGAGGUGUGGAAGUCUUGUGUUUUGUCUCAACUUGGCCACUGCAGAUGAUAGAAGUCUAUAUGUGACUAGCUUCUACAGUUUGAUAAGAACGGAAUGUUGUGCCAGGUAUUUUCAGACCCUACAUUUCUUGUCUACUUGUAUAAACGGGUUCAAAGGGUUUUCUCAACGUGAAUAUCAAUGUCUUCUCUGAAGACAUUGUAAUGUAGGCCUAUUGCCUGCUCAUGAACAUUCCCUGUAUCAAUAAAAUCAUGCAAGAAGAAUCCCCUCCUUUAGGUAGAGGAAUUAGCCUGUUCUUAGCUUAACAGAUCCAUAGCAUUUCUAGUUUCCUUGAUUGCCUGUUGUGAGAUUAAUCAUAAUCGCGGAUUGAUGGUCCUUGCCUGUAUUCGAUUUGACCAUAUUACCCUUGUAUAUCGAUUCAUUAGGGCUACACUCAGAGCAUGGCCUGAUCAUCAUUGACUCGUCUAGGUCUUUCAAGUGGAA